AUGAUUCGGCUUCUGACCAAAAGGGUAAAAACUGCAGCUGGGCACAUAAGGACCAUAAAUUACUAUUCAGUGCAAAAAUAUUUUAAAAACAAUGUUCAGAUUUGCAAGGUACAGCCCCAGACUUCAGUAAGAGUGCUAUCUAAGACAACAGAUGGUCGUCCCAUAGAUGCCUUUAGCAGAAAUGAAAUGAAUUUACCUUUAACUGUAAUGUUUCAAGACAUUAAAACUUCACAAGAUGUCCUUUUGAGCCAAUUGACUGACGUCGUUACUGCCAUGUCCGCAAUCCAGGAAAAAAUUGAUACUGAUCAGAAGCAGAUGGAAGUGAUAGAAACCAGGGUGAGUGUUAAUGAAGACAGGUAAUCCAAGAUGGCUAAUGAUCUCCUCUUAAUAAAAGAUGUUGCAGUUUUGAAGAAGAUAGCCACAGAUUUCGAAACUCAGAGUCCAUGCUCCACCUUGCACUGUGUGGAGAUUGCUGAAGGAGAGAAGAGCAGAGAAGUUGUGGUACUGAUCCACAAUGUCACGGGACCUACAAUACGACAAAAUUCACCGGUGGCCACAGCUGAACUAGAGAAAGGCCAUGGCACAUCAGGACCUAGAUCCCACCAAGAUGAAAAAGCUGGCUCCCAGGGGAUAAAAACCUUGAAGGAAAACAGUCGAAAUUCAGUGAGGAGCUUAAAGAAAGAAAAUUCAAGUAUCUGUAUUUAUCCAGACUUCAGUACGUGGAUCAAACUCAUUUUUGUCCAUGGAGGGAAGUGGAGGUUUCUCAGUGCUACCAAACUGGAAGAAUUUCUUGAAUGGGUCCUUACUAAGCCAGCAGUCUUCCCUGGAAAGCCCCAGCUCAUAGCCUAAAGACAUUAUCCAUUUGCUGGGCCUUUCACAUGCCUGACUACUCUGUGUCUGUCUGCUUUCAAUUACCUCUACUGCUUUUUUCAUUCUACAAAAGAACAAGUAACUAGAAUGUAG
Molecule: messenger RNA, 963 nt
Organism: Vombatus ursinus (common wombat)
Lineage: Eukaryota; Metazoa; Chordata; Mammalia; Diprotodontia; Vombatidae
Gene: CCDC54
Product: coiled-coil domain containing 54
Source: RefSeq, a predicted model, not a curated record